Molecule: messenger RNA, 3217 nt
Organism: Paramecium primaurelia
Lineage: Eukaryota; Ciliophora; Oligohymenophorea; Peniculida; Parameciidae
Source: the annotation of a GenBank genome assembly
AUGGAAUUUAAUGCUUAAAAAAGUGUGUUUGAUUUAGUCAGACUAUCUUUUCCAUAAUAAACUGAAGAAAGUACAUUACUAAAUUACAAGACAUAUUUAUAUAGAAUUUUGAAUCUAAAAACUAAAUAUUAAGAAAUGGAUGAUAUGAUAAUAGAAAAGGAAAUUGAUGAUAUUGAUAAUGUAUAUGUAAUAUACUAUUAAAAUAGAAAGUACUUUAAACUAGAUUAAGAGAAUGCAUAUAGAAAUUAAAAAAAUCAACAAUUCAAAAAAAUUAAGAAAUAAUUCACUUUGUAAUUAGAGUAAGUUAAUUGGGAAAAUAAGAGAUAUUAAAUAAUAGUUAAAUAAAACCAAUUUUUGAAAAUUCAAAUCAUUUAAAAUAGUCAAUUGAUAUUGAAAAUCAAUAGACAACUAAUCAAACAAUUAAUAAGAUAGAAAAUAGUUUAAUAAAAAGUAUGAUAGUAGAAAGAUAACAAGUAAGAAAUUAUAUAAAUUUAGAAUAGUAUUGCUUAAGAAGUUAAUGACAGAGAUUUAAUGAAAGAUUUAUUAUUUUGUCUUUAAGGAAUAGAGGGUUAAUAUAUUUAAUAUGAUGCAUCUACAGAUUCAUUUUGUUUAAGAAAAGAUCUUAAUGUUUCAAUAUCAGUACGAUAAAUAGUAAAUUUGAUUUCUGAAUGUGGAUGGUUAUUCAAAAAGAUCUCAUCUUUUUGUUAAAUAUAAUAAUCAAAUUUAAUAGUAUAGGCACUUUAAAAUGUAAUCAAAUUAGAAUUAUCUGAAUAUUAUAAAUUGAUAGCAAAUCUUGAAGGAUUAAUCCUAUCUUCAUAAUGUAAAGUAUUAUUAUUAUUUAGUGAUAACAUUUAAAAGAAUUCAUUUCCAUCUCUAAUCUUCAUAUGAUUAUAUGUUGUUUAUAAAUCAAUUACUUUCAAUAAUAUAAACAAAUACUCCCCUUGGAACUACAUCUUGUUUAAUAAUAAAUGUUUUAGAGUAAUUUUCAAAGCAUGGAUGUACUUAAACAGCAGAAUUAUUUGUACGUUUAUAAUAAGCAAGUUGUUAACCAUUAAUGAAGUAUAUAAAUGAAUGGAUGUUUGAAGGUAAUCUCUUAGAUAUAGCCAAUGAAUUCUUUAUAGAAAGAGAUGAUUAAAAAGUAUUAAAUAAGGAUUAAGGAGAAUUGUGGAGAAAAUAAUAUAAAAUUAAUUAUGAUAAAGUUCCAGUUGUUAUAUCAUAUGAUGAAGCAUAUAAAAUAUAUGAUACAGGCAGAGCUAUAAAUUGGUUGAGAAAAUAAUGUGAUAAUAAGAAUUGGUAUUUAGAUAUAUAGCCAUUAACUAUUAAUAUGCUUUAAACAAAGGAAUUAUCUUAAUUAAUUAAUUAAGCAAAUAAAAAUACUAAUACACAAUUAGUCAAUUUAUUAUUUGAUAAAUUUAAAUUAAUGGAUCAUUUUAAGAUGAUUAAAUAAUAUUUCUUAUUAGGUAAUGGUAAUUUCUCUCAAUUAUUGAUUGAAACACUUUAUACAGAAUUAUCAAAAAAUGCACAUUUAGUAUAUAAACAUACUUUAACUGGUUUGGUUGAAUCUACACUUAGAUUGAGUAAUGCAAAUUAGAUUAUCUAAUAGAGAUUGUCAGUUAAAUUAUUGGAAGCUUAAAAAAAUGAUAUAGGUUGGGAUAUCUUUUGUUUAGAUUAUGAAUUUGAAGAACCUUUAAAAACAAUUUUUAAUCAUAGAACUAUGUUAAAUUAUUAUAAAAUUUUCAAUUAUUUAUGGCGUAUUAAAAGAGUUGAACAUACACUUAUUUAAUCAUGGAUGUAAUAAAUUAAAAAUAAAUAUCACUUAAAUGCAAAGUCAAAUGUAAAUAAGGCUCUUAAUUUAAGUUUAUAAAUCAUGAAUUCAAUGAUUCAUUUUAUUAAAAAUUUUUUUAGUUAUUUGAUGUUAGAUGCAAUUGAAACUCCAUGGAAAAAAUUUAUGGAUUAAAUUAAUUAAAUAGAAAAUUUAGAUCAUUUGAUAAAAUUACAUGAAUAAUUAUUAAAUGAAAUAAUUGAUAAAACAUUCUUACAUCAAAAAUAAGAAGAAAUUCAGAUAAUUUUACUUAAAUUAUUUGAAAUUUCAUUUAGAUAUAAAUAAAAUUUAGAAAAUCUAUUUUUAUAUGUAAGAGAAUUAGUAGCAUAAGAUAGAAGUGAUAAGUUUGAAUAAUCAUUAGAUUCAAUAAUAUCACAUAAAACUACACCAACAUAUAAUAUUAAUAUUGAUAAAUAAUUUAAAGGAUAAGAAAUAAUUAAGUUAUUAUUAUAAUUGAGAUAAAUGUAUAGAGAAUAAACAUUAGAAUUAAUUAAGCAUCUCUAAAAUGAAGAAAAAUUAAAAUUCUUAUUAUUCAAACUAGAUUUCAAUGAAUAUUAUUACUUAUUAUCAUAAGAAAAGCUAUUUUCUUUAGGGUUUGAUAAGUAUAGUUAUAUUAUUAAUAUUACAGAUUUUUAUAAUAAUGUCUCCCAAUAUCAAUUAAGGAAACUGGCAGUUAGAAAGUAAUAUCUGAUUAACCUUAACCUUAAUAAUAAAAACCUUUGAUCCCAUAAUUUAGCCAAAAGUCAAUGACUUCUAUAUAACAAGACUAUAUUUAAAUUAAAGAAGGAAGUAUAUAUUAGUAUUUAUCUAAUAGUUAGACUUUUAGAAGAAUAAAAGAAAUAAAAAGAAUAAUAAUCAAAAAUAUUAAAAUAGUCUUAAUAAAAAGAGGAAUAAAUAAAACCUCUAUCUAAACCUCCAUUGCCAUUCCCAUAACAAUAAUAACCUAUGCUUACAAUGAGUCCAAUUAAUAAAUAAUCUACUACAUCCUCUGUUUCAUCUAGUAAUAUUUUCUAGCCUUAACCCUUGUAGAAUUUUUAAUAAUAAUUUGAACAAUAGAUUCAAUAAUAGUAAUAGAUCAAUUAAAAACUUUAAUAAUUGUAAUAAUAAUAAUAAUAAAUGUAAUAAUAUCAAUAAUUAUAAUUAUAACCUCAAACAAAACAACCAUAAUUACCUAAAUUUAUAAGUUCAUCAUCACAAAUGUAUUAGGUUUAAUAAUCAUAUUAACCAAAUUUUAAUAAUUCUGUACCUUUUUCCCAAAAUUAGAGCUAAUCUCAGAUUAGUAUUUUAUAACCUAAUAGAAAUGAUUUGUCAUUGUCAUAAGAUGAAAAUUUACAACAAUUAAUGGAUAAACAAUUUAAUGUUGAUGAUGAUAGUAGUGAUGAAGAUUUAAUUUGA